Messenger RNA from Dromiciops gliroides (monito del monte), 4361 nucleotides. It is a transcript of the gene PPARD, whose product is annotated as peroxisome proliferator activated receptor delta. The record is from RefSeq and is a predicted model, not a curated record. The transcript is spliced from 11 exons. Gene Ontology annotation, cellular component: nucleus. Lineage: Eukaryota; Metazoa; Chordata; Mammalia; Microbiotheria; Microbiotheriidae. Gene Ontology annotation, molecular function: RNA polymerase II cis-regulatory region sequence-specific DNA binding; zinc ion binding; nuclear receptor activity. Gene Ontology annotation, biological process: hormone-mediated signaling pathway; negative regulation of inflammatory response; negative regulation of transcription by RNA polymerase II. Bases 581 to 1915 code for a protein of 444 amino acids.
UUCGGGGCGGCGCAGCGAGUGACGCCUCCGCUGCUGUACCGGGGUUAAUAGGAAAAGUUUUGGCCGGACCGAGGAGCCCGAGGAGUCCGGGAGGCGGCAGCGGAGGAGGAGGUUUAGCUGGAGCUGGAGCCGGAGCGGGCAGAGGCCCGGGCAGGAAUGAAGGACAAACAACAAUGAUCAGGCCCAGCUCUAACCUCAUCCAGAAGACUGGUCUCCUUCUGGGGCUUCUGAGAUAGCAACUCCUGAAAGUAAAGGAAAUUAGGAACGAGACAAAAAGGGCAAUGGGGGUUAAGUGACUUGCCCGGGGUCACACAGCUGGGUGCUGCUUGGAUGGUACAAGAAAGUAAAAAAGGAGCCAGUGUGUGAUAACUCAUGGGAGCUUCAUCUGGGGACAUACAUUCCUUUUGGUUCUUUCUCACUGGCCUCUGUUCCCCUCUCAGACUGACAUACCUUGUGCCAUCAUCCCUUCCACAGACCGGGCUAACAGGAAGCCCCCUGUAGAGGUCCACCUGUGAACACAUACAGAUGAUGCCAGAACUAUGACAGGGCCGGCAGGCGUGGCACUGAGGGGUGAUCAGCCAUGGAACAGCUACAAAAGGAAGUACCUGAGAUCAGGGAAAAGGAGGAGAAAGAGGAAGUGGCAGUGACAGUGACGGUGGCAGAAGGAGCUCCAGACCAAAAUGGGGGACCGGAGAGUUCACUUCCUUCCAGCAGCUAUACAGACCUUUCUCAGAGCUCCUCACCAUCGCUGUUGGAUCAGCUGCAGAUGGGCUGUGAUGGUGCCCUCUCCGGAAGCCUUAACAUGGAGUGCCGGGUCUGUGGGGACAAGGCAUCGGGGUUCCACUAUGGGGUUCAUGCGUGUGAAGGCUGCAAGGGCUUCUUCCGAAGGACCAUCCGCAUGAAGCUCGAGUAUGAGAAAUGUGACCGCAGUUGCAAGGUCCAGAAGAAGAAUCGCAACAAGUGUCAGCACUGCCGCUUUCAGAAGUGUCUGUCCCUGGGCAUGUCUCACAAUGCAAUUCGCUUUGGCCGGAUGCCAGAGGCAGAAAAGAGGAAGCUGGUAGAGGGAUUGACCGCAAGUGAGGUGAGCGGGCAGAAUCCACAAGGAGCUGACCUAAAGGCUUUCUCUAAGCACAUCUACAAUGCCUACCUGAAAAACUUCAACAUGACCAAAAAGAAGGCCCGGGGCAUCUUGACUGGCAAGGCCAGCAGCACGCCUCCCUUUGUGAUCCACGACAUGGACACGCUGUGGCAGGCAGAGAAGGGACUAGUCUGGAAGCAGCUGGUGAAUGGGCUCCCCCAGUACAAGGAGAUGAGCGUGCACGUGUUCUACCGCUGCCAGUGCACCACGGUGGAAACAGUGCGCGAGCUCACCGAGUUUGCCAAGAGCAUCCCCAGCUUUGUCAGCCUCUUCCUGAAUGACCAGGUGACCCUACUCAAGUAUGGCGUCCACGAGGCCAUUUUUGCCAUGUUGGCCUCCAUUAUGAACAAGGAUGGACUCCUGGUAGCUAAUGGCAAUGGCUUCGUGACCCGGGAGUUCCUCCGAAGUCUUCGCAAACCCUUCAGUGAGAUCAUCGAGCCCAAGUUUGAAUUUGCUGUCAAGUUCAACGCCCUGGAACUGGAUGACAGCGACUUGGCCCUUUUCAUCGCUGCCAUCAUCCUCUGUGGAGAUCGCCCUGGCCUCAUGAACGUCAAGCAAGUGGAGGAGAUCCAAGACAACAUCCUCAGAGCCCUGGAGUUCCACCUACAAGCCAACCACCCUGAUGCACAGUACCUCUUCCCCAAGUUGCUGCAGAAAAUGGCUGACCUAAGGCAGCUGGUGACGGAGCAUGCCCAGAUCAUGCAGAAAAUCAAAAAAACUGAAACAGAGACCUCACUGCAUCCGCUACUCCAGGAGAUCUAUAAGGACAUGUACUGAACCCUGAGACAAAAGAGCUGCCCAGGGUGGUCUAGGCCACAUGUGAGCUAUCCAGGUACUAAAUACCCUGGUGCUGAAGGACACAUGGUGGGCAGGCCUGAAGGAGCACUGCCCACAUCUCAAUUCCGUUGACUUUGCCCAGAGGCACUUGGCGUUGCUCCGGGAAUAGUCCAAACUUACACUUGUGCUUGUGUGCAUGCUUGUGCAUUCGCACGCAUACACGCACAUACACACACACACACACACACACACACACACUCUCUCUCUCUCUCUUUCUCUCUCUCUCUCUCUCUCUCUCUCUCUCCUCCCUUAUCCCUCUUUGUCUGUCUCUCAGAACCAGGUUUGUAUUAUUUCACCAGCAGACACUAGAACAGGCUUCUACUUUUUUCCAUUUGCUGGAUGAGGCCUGUCUAUUCCCUCUGUUCUACUAGGACAGAAAGGGGGAGGAGGUGCCAAGCUUCUCAGGCUCUUGUUUCAUAAUGUAAGACUCAUGUGUGAGACAUCCCAAAGAAACACUAAGCUGGGUAUAGGCUCUAGGCCUCCUGUGGCCCCUCCCAGCCUUUAGUGAUUGACAAGAUUCCAUUCCCCUUUGGAACCCUAUUAUGCCAUUAAGCUGUCUCCAACUUCCUCUCCAGGUCUCCUGAGAAGUUGGGGGGAUGAGGUUGGGAGUGGUGACCCUUUGGAAAUGGGAAGAAUAUUUAGCCCAGAAGAGGGGCACCCAGCAGAGACCCACGGGAAUUCCUUGCACUGCCUUGGACUUUGUGAAUAGCUAUCCUGGGGUCAGUUACGGACUUUGGCAACAGGCCUCAUCGAUGCCUAGUAUCGUUUCUAUUCUUUUAACUGGUCUUCCAUGUUGGUGUUUAACUGCAGCCUCUGGUGCUGACUGACAUGGGGGUUGGACACUAAUAUUCCCCCUUCACCCUGAUGUCCAGGAGGAGGGCUGGUGGGGCCUCUCUGGGAGCAGCAAGCCCCGGUGUUUGGGGAGGGUUUUAAAAGAUGAACCACAGUCCUGCCUGGAGCAGGCCUUAGGGCUAAUCCCAUCUUGAAGGCCAAGAGUCCCAAGACAGGAGACUAGGUCAGGCCUUCUCCCUCCCACUGUGACAGCUGGUGGGAUACAGCCAUGUCACCCUCCUCCCCCACAUUUCAUUACUAAGUCUUAGCACACACUACCCUGCCCAGACUCUAUAACCAGUACCUAGAUGUCUCAAACAGAGUUUGAGCUGACCCUUCCCCCUUCCUCCUAGGGUAUGGAGAAGCUGGUGCUGGCUCCCCAAGUCCUUAACACCCCCUCCUGCACUCCCAAGAGCCACCAUACUGGUACCUACCCCAAGCACUGAAUUCACUUUAAUCACAGGUUCCAUCCCCUUCCCUUAAACAGCACAGAGCUUCAGGGGCCACACAGGGCUCCCGGCUCCUGGGCUGCUAGACUGGCUGAGCUGCAUUCCCUUUGCUUGAAAGGGUUUAAACAAGAAAUUCCAAGUGAACAGGGCAUUUCUGUUGACUCAGCAGCUGCCCCAGCCUGCCCAACACCAGAUCACAGGGGCCUAACUGAAAGAGUUGGUGACUGGGCAAUGGCUCACUGCCCUGCUGGGCCCCGAGGAGGUCAUACCAGCUUGUUUGGACCAGCUCCACAUCUGGGUGCCUCAUACCUGGCCUGUCCCUCACACUCCCUACCACCAGGAGAGAGGUCAGGGCCAUUUUUUAAAACCGUAGCUUCUCCUACCUUUGAGGUAGGUCCCAAGGUCUAGGGCACAGUCUAGGACUACUCCUAGGAAGUCAUACCUAGAAACAGCAGACCAUCCAUUCCAACUCCUAGAGGGGGAAAAUUAUUGGCCUAGGGUCAUAUGGGGAAACCUGGGACUGGAACCAAGGUGGGGGAAGGGUCAAAGCUGGGCUCCUACAGACUAGAAGACAGUUGGGAGCACUGGCGGUGGGGCCUCUCAGGCUGCUGGCAGCCUUGGGUUAAUCAGUUGUGUGUGUGGUGGGGGGAACAGAUGAGAAAAGGAAGAAAGGAAGUCCCAGCUACUUUACCCUCUCCCUGUUCUUUAUGCUUUUUUUGGGAGGGGGAGGAACCAGACCACCCCAUCCCUUCUUUAUUCUGUCUCCUCCAAGUCCUCCCCUGGCUUGGGUUUGGGGUCAGAAGUGCCCGAGGCAGGACCUCCAGGCUCGCCCCUCCCCAUGCCUCAGGGCAGGCGCCCUGGAACAGCUUUGCACACUCCCCGGGAGGGCCCUGCCCUUGCCUGAUGCUGUGAAGGAAGACACUGUGCCUGACCCUCCGACCUUUCCCUCCCUCAGCCCCCACCGUGCAGAUGCUUGUGUCAUAACAAUCUCCAAAAUUGAAAUGUAUAUUUUUGCUAGGAGCCCCACCUUCCUUUGUUUUUAAUAUAAAUAGUGUACACAGAUUGAUGGAACUCUAAAUAAAUGGGAAUUAAAUAUUUAAGAGCUG